This is a messenger RNA of Mytilus trossulus (common blue mussel), 1380 nucleotides long. RefSeq lists its product as uncharacterized. NCBI's taxonomy places the organism in Eukaryota, Metazoa, Mollusca, Bivalvia, Mytilida, Mytilidae. The record is from RefSeq and is a predicted model, not a curated record. The transcript has 6 exons. Bases 57 to 656 code for a protein of 199 amino acids.
GUCGGAGUGGAAGAAGCGAUAGGGUUUCAAGUUCGAAUGAUACCUAAAUCAAUUGAAUGCAGCAACGUUGGUUCCAAUCAGUGAUGGGUCUUAAACAAAACAGAUGGAUGUCACUGUUGGUGGACGUUGUAUUCCAGAUGGUAUCACUGGUAGAAGUCCGUCCUUUUGCGUUGUUAUUUCAUUUAACAACAGAGAACAAUUCAAUCGACUCAGGUCACGAACAGCCGAAACAGAGGACAGAUAAUUUGAAAGAGAUCAUUUCUUGUCUGCAUUGUUCACACAUAUCAAAUGUGUUAGAAACUGCAGUACAUGCAUCAAACACUGUUUGUUCGUGUGACAUUAGAGAAAAUGAAAUGUGGGAUCCUGGAGCAGGCAAUUUUGCCCGAUGCAGGAAUAGACAAGAAAGACAAGAUAAGGAAGAAGAGACAUGCAAAGCGAGUUUUGCCAUUAGCAAAUUAAAACAUGAUAUACAAGAUUCUUUUAUCAUGAUGACAGAUGAGAAACUACGAAAGUUACACUAUCGUUUUUGUAAUUGGUUAUUUCAUUACCAUGUAGAUUCGAUUAAGAUGAAGUACUUCAAUAUUCCAAGGAAGAUGAGAAAAAAAUUCGGGUGCUGCGUUGCUUGUGCGGUAACUUGUCAGAUGCCUAUUCACUAGGCUGGUAUUUUUGAUUUGGCAUUUCGCGAUCGCGAAAGUCAAAUUAAAAACACUUUGCCAUACAUAUGUGAAUAUUGCAAUGCAUCUCAAAGAACUGAUCAAAGAUUUUACAAAACUUCCCUUCAAAGAAAUUCUAAACUCAAAUGUUCAAUUCUAAUUUUAAACACAUAUUUGUAUCAACUGCCUGUUGAACUCUAUGAACAUAACAAAACAUAUUUUUCUUGUAAAGACGUGGCGUUAGUUCCAAAAUAUUCUUCAGAUGUUAUGUGUACUGGUAACAAAGUAGUGAUCAUCGACAAAUAUUGCAAACGGGUAUGGUGUCGAGGAAACCGGCUAGUGAUUGUUCUAAAACAUGGCAAUAGAAUUUAUUGUUAUGACAACUUUCUUGUAUUUUGUAGUGUAAGUUGUAGUAAAACAGUACUGUUAAAUAAUUUUAUUCAAACUGCUGUCUAAUACCAGUUCUAAAAUGAAAAUACUGCUGAAAAGCUUACAACUCUUAAGGGAGUGAAUGAACAUAUUUUGAUCGCAAAACUGGGUAGUAACAACUGUACUAUGAAAUAAUAUAUGCAUCAAAUAUAUGUUAAGCCUAUUCAAGAAAUGUGCAUUCCGGUUGGUACAACCCAGUUUCAAUCGAUUAUACACGUAUAAUCAGCACAUGAUGUGGACUAUGGGCGUCAAAUGUACAUCCUAAUAAUUGUAAAAAAUGUAAAAAAAAAGAUAAUUU